AUGGCAAUCGAAAAUCUCCAAGAAGUGAGCGACGACGUCCGCAUCCUCGGCUACGACCCCCUCAUCCCUCCCCAACUCCUCACCAGCGAACUUCCCGCCCCCACCAACUCCCUCCCCACCGUCCUCAGAGGCCGCAAAGAAGCGAUAGAAAUCAUCAAACAGCGCGAUGACCGUCUCCUCGUCGUUUGCGGCCCUUGCUCCCUCCACGACCCGUCCGCCGCAGUAGAAUACUGCACCCGACUCGUCCAGCUCGCCGAUAAGCUAAAAGAUGAUUUAAUGAUCAUCAUGCGCGCAUACCUCGAGAAACCGCGGACGACGGUGGGGUGGAAGGGUCUGAUUAACGAUCCGGAUAUCGACGAGACGUACCAGAUCAAUAAGGGUUUGAGGGUUUCGCGGAAGUUGUUCUGUGACUUGACGAGCCAGGGGAUGCCGAUUGCGAGUGAGAUGUUGGAUACCAUUAGUCCUCAAUUCCUCGCGGAUUUGAUCUCCCUUGGUGCCAUUGGAGCCAGGACGACAGAAUCCCAACUCCAUCGCGAGUUGGCUUCUGGUCUCUCCUUCCCUAUGGGAUUCAAGAACGGUACGGAUGGGAGUCUGACUGUGGCGGUGGAUGCUAUUGGUAGUGCGGCGGCGAAACAUCAUUUCAUGGGUGUGACGAAGCAGGGUUUGGCUGCUAUUACGAGGACGGGUGGGAACCCGGAUUGUUUUGUCAUUUUGAGGGGAGGCACGUACGGGACGAACUUUGAUAAGGAGAAUGUGGCGAAGACGAGGGAGGCGUUGAGGAAGAAGGGGCAGGCGGAGGUCAUGAUGAUUGAUUGUUCUCAUGGCAACUCGCAGAAGAACCAUAAGAACCAGCCCAAGGUCGCGCAGGUCAUUGGUGACCAGCUCCGCGAAGGUCAAGAUGGCAUCGUCGGCGUCAUGAUCGAGUCGCAUCUAGACGAGGGCAACCAGAAGGUGCCUGCCGAAGGUCCAGCUGGCUUGAAGCGCGGCGUCAGCAUCACGGACGCUUGUAUUGACUGGGACACGACCGUGGAGGUACUGGAGCAGCUCGCCGAUGCUGUUCGCACCAGGCGUCAGAUUCGCGCGAAGACGUCCAACGGCACGAAUGGGUCGGCCAACGGUGCGCACUAA
Molecule: messenger RNA, 1128 nt
Organism: Recurvomyces mirabilis
Lineage: Eukaryota; Fungi; Ascomycota; Dothideomycetes; Mycosphaerellales; Teratosphaeriaceae
Gene: ARO4
Product: 3-deoxy-7-phosphoheptulonate synthase
Exons: 3
Coding region: 1-1128 (375 amino acids)
Biological process (GO): aromatic amino acid biosynthetic process
Cellular component (GO): cytoplasm
Molecular function (GO): 3-deoxy-7-phosphoheptulonate synthase activity
Source: RefSeq, a predicted model, not a curated record